This is a messenger RNA of Trichoderma harzianum CBS 226.95, 1271 nucleotides long. RefSeq lists its product as hypothetical. NCBI's taxonomy places the organism in Eukaryota, Fungi, Ascomycota, Sordariomycetes, Hypocreales, Hypocreaceae. The record is from RefSeq and is a predicted model, not a curated record. The transcript is spliced from 6 exons. The coding region runs from base 66 to 1271 and encodes 401 amino acids.
AUGCCUCGUCCCUACUAAAGCCACAAACGACUUGACAUUAUAGCUUUCGGAAUCUUCCAACUAUAAUGAAUUCAACAACGCCACAUUCCUACGAUAUCACGAACAAUACUUUUGGCAAUAAUGUUAGAAUCCAUCAAGGCGAUAUCCACAAUCACGACAGCUACGCGCCUAGUCAGGCGGACCCUUGCCUAAUUAAAGGAGACCCUGGCAAAGGAAAGACUAUGCUUUUAUGUAGUAUUAUCAACGAACUAGAGAAGUUAAAUACAUAUCGCCUAUCAUACUUCUUUUGCCAGGCAACUGAAACAGGACUGCGAAGUGCGACGGCUGUGCUGCGGGGCCUUAUCUACAGCCUUGUUAUUCAACAACCCUCUCUCUUAUCUCACGUACAAGAGAAGUACGAUCGCGCAGGCAAACAGCUGUUCAAAGAUAGGAAUACCUGGACAGCUCUAUCCAAGAUAUUAAAGUCAAUACUUAAUGAUCCUAGUCUUAAAGAUGUAGUCUUGCUUAUCGACGCUCUCGAUGAGUGCACAGAGGGACUUCUAAGCCUUCUUCACCUUAUCAGGGAGAUUUCCUCGACUUCUUACGCUAAGUGGAUUAUGUCAAGUCGCAAUUGGCCCAGCAUCGAGGUUGAACUUCAAAAUUUUAAGCAGAGUAUUAGACUUUGCCUUGAGUUAAAUGAACAUUCCAUCUCUGCCGCUGUUCAAAAUUAUAUCCAUUACAAGGUAGAUCUUUUGGCGCAAAAGCACGGAUAUAAGGAUAUCAUACGGGAAACUAUCGAAAAAACAUUAGAGUAUACAGAAGACAUCUCGUCAUUUACAGAAUUAAUACGUCUCUGCGGUUCAUUUUUUACUAUCUGUAACAAUAUAAUCUAUUUCGUACAUCAAUCAGCAAAAGAAUACUUAACUACAGACAAGUAUAAUCCAGAUCCACUAAUCGCGGUACAGCACUCAUGCGUCUACUGGAUUAACUACCUCUGUGACGGCAAUAUUGUUGAUAUGUUCCUGCGCCGUCAUUUUCUACACUGGCUAGAGGCGUUAAGUCUUCUACACUGUAUGUUAGAAGGUGUUUCUGCAAUAGCAAGGCUUACAGACCUCCUUCAGCAAACGCCCCGAAGCCGAGUUUCAAGUUUGGUACAAGAUGCCAGACGAUUUAUAUUUCGGCAUAAACGGGGGAUUGAAUCUACGCCCCUCCAAGUAUACGUAUCUGCUCUUAUCUUUAGCCCUCUCCAGAGUGAAAUACGAAACAUAUUCAAGGAUAAAGAGCCGCCAUAG